Messenger RNA from Phyllopteryx taeniolatus (common seadragon), 3312 nucleotides. It is a transcript of the gene vax1, whose product is annotated as ventral anterior homeobox 1. The transcript has 4 exons. Lineage: Eukaryota; Metazoa; Chordata; Actinopteri; Syngnathiformes; Syngnathidae. Gene Ontology annotation, biological process: brain development; central nervous system development; regulation of DNA-templated transcription. The record is from RefSeq and is a predicted model, not a curated record. Gene Ontology annotation, molecular function: DNA-binding transcription factor activity, RNA polymerase II-specific; DNA binding. The coding region runs from base 1109 to 2041 and encodes 310 amino acids.
CCACUGCUGUGUUCAGAGAUAUUGUUGCACUGACAAUUAAAAUAGCUAAGAGUUGGUGCUUGGGUGGAUGGUUAGUGGGCUGGAAGGCGAGUUGUGGAGAGAGGUUAAGAUCAUGAGAGCUGAAGUCGGUUUCUGGGGAUCAUUCAUCGGGAUUCAGGAGGACGCAGUGUCCAGGACCUUGCUGGGUUGCUCUGCAUGGCUGGCUGAAAGAAAACAGGACGACACGGGGAAACUUUAACUAAUAGCAUUCAAGAAAAUGUUUGAUAUCACAUGUAACAUGGAUUUAAUCCAAAACCUUUGUUCUCUCUCUCCCUCUUCUCUAUCUCUCCUUUUCGUCUGGUUAGUACCCAGUGUGUCUUGCCUACGAUAGCGGUAUAUCUGAGCAUUACAGGACGACACUGAAUGGCAGCAGAGCCAAAGAGAAAUGGGAUUAAAGUUCGCUGACAUUUGAUGGCAUUCAGAUGCGCAGUGACAAGUUGAGGACAAAAUGCCUGCUGGGUUUUGAUGGAUGAAAGAAUGAAACGACCGGGAACCUUCGGUGGCUCUGGAGGAGUCACAUCCCUGUGACUGACUAUGUUCAUGUGAGGAUUCAGGGAGGCUUGGUUGCAAGGCAAGACCAAUCAUUUCUUUUGAUUCCCUGGCUGACAACAGACAAACAGAAGGGGAACCAUCAAGACCUGGUCAAUUUCCCCAAACAAUUUAGUGUACUCACGAGGUUACGCAAAUGUGGAAGCAGCAAAAUUACCGCAAUCAGUUGACACAGCGAGUGCUCAUCCAUGCCUCUGAUUAUGUGUCGCUCAUCUAUCAGCCUGAUGUCUUUGUAACAAGGAAAGGGGGGCACUGAACUAUCAUCGAGUUUCACUGAGACGUCCAAGAUCAUUGGGCAAGGGAGUUGGUCAGUGAUGAUAGGGUUUCCUUGGUUGGGUGGCGGAAAUAUUUCACCAUUAGAUAGCUGACGCUACCUUGCUGAAAGGUGCUGUUUUGAAACUAAACCCACACUGAUCAGAUGAUCUGUUGCACCGUGUUCGCUUGAAUUUCCUUUUUUUUUGUUGAAACGGGACAAAGGAAGAAAAACAAGACGGACAACCUGCAGGUCCAAGAACUGAGCAUGGAGGUCAGGUACAACCAAGAGACAGAAGGAAUGGUGCUGAAGAAUGGACUUAAGGAGGGCAAAGACGGAAAGGACUCACAGGGCAGUUUGUCCAAAAGCUUUCUAAAGGAGCAACAGAGCUCUUUUUCCUCCUCUGGGACCGUGGAAAACUGCGAGAAAAACAGGGGGAGCACCGGAGACCCAGACUACUGUCGGAGAAUACUUGUGCGAGAUGCAAAAGGCUCUAUCCGAGAGAUUAUCCUACCAAAGGGUUUGGAUUUGGACAGGCCCAAAAGAACCCGCACCUCUUUCACCGCCGAGCAACUCUACAGGUUAGAGAUGGAGUUUCAGAGGUGUCAGUAUGUUGUGGGGAGGGAGCGAACUGAACUGGCCCGCCAGCUCAAUCUGUCCGAAACUCAGGUAAAGGUUUGGUUCCAGAAUCGGCGUACAAAGCAGAAAAAAGAUCAGGGGAAAGACUCAGAGCUGCGCUCGGUGGUUUCGGAGACUGCGGCAACCUGCAGCGUCCUCAGACUGCUCGAGCAGGGUCGGUUGCUCACACCCUCGGGCUUACCGGGCAUCUUGCCCCACUGCGGUAGCAGCACUUUGGGCUCGGCCCUGCGCCCCCCCUCCAUUAGCAUGGGCGGCAACAGCGGCAGCAUCGGAGGCGGCGGCCGAGCCGCUGGCGGCAGCCCGACUCUGCCCGCUGUCACCAGUUCCGGGACGGUGCCAGGCCUGCAGAGCUCCGCGGCAGCUCACAGUUUAUUUAGCUUCCCCGUGCCCUCCUUACUUAGCGGUGUCGCAAGCCGCAUGUCGUCGAACCCGCUGACCGUGGCCAGUUCAUUAGCCGGCAAUCUGCAAGAACUCUCUGCCCGCUAUCUGAGCUCUUCGGCUUUUGAGCCUUACUCACGGACCAAUGGCAAAGAAUCCAUGGACAAGAAGAUUCUGGAAUGAUGCUGUGUUUUUAUGCCUUUUUCCUCUGGAAAUAUUUGGCUGUUAUUUGGCUUAACCUCUCUUUGUUUUAGUCAGUGUCUCAUCCGUCUGUGUCAUCAUGUUCUGUGGCUGUCUGGUAAUUUAGAUGCAUACAUAUCUGGUGCAUUGUGCAAAGAAGACCUCCACACACUCAUCUCAUGUAGACAGAUUUGGCUAUGGGAAAGUUUUCUGUCAAAUGUUUCAUGGAGGGGGGAUUUAGAGAGGCAAUUCUUAAAGGGAUGAUUUCAAAGAUCUUUCCGAUUUCUUUAAAGAAACACUCAACGGUCAUCUUCGAAUAUUCAUUCAAGGUGGGGAUUUCACACUACAAAGGGAGGCCAGUAUGAAAGGCAUUUCUUUACUGUGUAAUAUUAUUUAAUUGUAUUUGGUAGGUCACACAAGACACUACAUGUGAGUAGUUGUAGAGAAAGAAGCCAUUUUGUGUAGCAGGAUGUCAGACGAAGCAAAUCACAGUCGCCGGGUUUCGAGCUGUCUUGUAUAUCCGUUUGUAUGAAACUUGGCUUGAACAAAAACAUUCAAGUGAUGUCGUUGUCAUUCAGCAGAAUUAUUUUUGAAUCAUUAUUUAAGUCUUUUCAAUGGUUUAUUGAAGACUAGAGUUUUUUUCUCAGCGUCUGUGGUGUUUUUGUCGACAAGUUGCAGUACCUAAGCUUUACUUUUGAUGAUUCUUCUCAUCUGUAAUUUCGGUACCAUUGUGAGAUUUGGUGUAUAGUCCUUAAAAAAAAAAAAAAGCUUUGCUUUUCACCAUCAGUGAUGCUUGCUGUGAUGAUCGCCAAAAUGGGAAAAGGUUUAUCAGCCUUGAAGACGUACCAUUAGCUCCUUUGUCAAAUCGGCGGCCAUUAAGGCAGACAUAAUUGGAGAAAGGGUGAAACGACUGUACUAUAAAAGUACUGCAAAUGAGAGAUGUACUUGGAAAAUUGUUAUUUUAUUGUAAAUUAUUCCAUUUUGUAAUUAUUACAUUAUUAGUAUAUCUGGUAAAACAAGGAUGACUGAACGUACUGAAUGGAUUGAGUCAUGAGUUAAAAGCUAUUUGGUGCUGUAUUGUGAGAUUUGUCAAAUGUGCAGUUCAAAUGUGGAUAUAUAUAUAUACACUGUAUAUCAUGUAUACUGUACGGCUACAAGCUUUGCCUUUUUCUUUUAUUCAUCUUCCUAUGAAUCAAGUUCAAUGAUAAAUUCCAUGAUUGUUAUACAUCCAAUACAUGGUGGUUUGAUAAGUAUGAUACAAAUUUCUUUAUUCU